Molecule: messenger RNA, 393 nt
Organism: Paramecium octaurelia
Lineage: Eukaryota; Ciliophora; Oligohymenophorea; Peniculida; Parameciidae
Source: the annotation of a GenBank genome assembly
AGAAAUGGAAGAGGAGAUUAGAUGAAAAUUUGAUCAAUAUAUGAAAGAAGAAUCUAUUCUUUAAGAGAACAUAACCCAAAAUCCUACUCUGAUUCAGCUCGGAGCUAGUAAAAUAAUUCAUGAUGCUAAAAAAUAUGGCUCUAACUAAGAAACCUUAAGAUUAAGAGAACACCUCCAUUCAUAUAUUGGAUCUGAGGGGUUCAACAUAAUCUUUUUGAAUUUAUCUUGAACUUAUAAAAAGUUGACUAUCAUGUGUUAAUGGGAUUACCACCUACUGUUCUGAGGGAUAGUAUAGGAGGAGUUUAUAGCUGUAGAAACCAUAAUAAGGAUCAAUGUGCAAUUGUUUUCACAUUGAUAAUAAUAGAAACCAAUCUUAUUUUAAGAAGCAAUUGC